AUGAGUAUCUUUAAGUCAUUCAAAAAACAAUCCAAACCUAAUAACACACUUACAACUCCUAUUCACAAAAAUGAAUUUUAUAUCUUAUUUAAUAAACAUUUUACAAGUUAUUUAUCAACACAUCACAUUUCUGAGUUAGAAAAAUGUAUUGAAAUAUUUUUUAAAAUUCCAAGUGAAAAAAUACGUGAUUUACCAAUGGUUUCUACUUUCUCUAAUACAUUGGUUAAUAUUUUUAUUAAUGCAUUAAAUCCUAUUAAAAUUGACAAAUUAAAUUGGUUAAUAGGUACAAAGAUACAAUCAUUACCAGAUGGACAAGAGUUAUUUAAAUGUCUUCAUGACUUAGCUCAAUUUGGUUCUGGAGAAAUAUUAACAGUAUUUGAUAGAAAUGAAUUUGUUAAUAAAAUUACUGAUUUAUAUUCUUUUUUAAUUCAAAUAGAAAAGAAUGAAUAUUCAGAAUUAUUGUCUUUACUAAUGUCAAUGAUUAUUCUUAUUGUACCUCCUACACCAAAAAAAACUUUACCAUUUGGAUUAUUAGUUUUACGUUUUGAUAAACCUGAUAUUCAAAUUUAUUUACUUCCUGUGUUUCAAACUAUUACUCAUGCUCAUAUGGAUCCAGAAUUAAUUCAAGUAGUUGCAAGGGAAAAAUCAGUACAAAUAUCUGUAAAAGCUCUUGAACAAGCAAAACCAAAUAGUGAUACGUUAAGGCUUAUUGAAUCAUAUCUUUCGUUUGUUAAAAAUACUGCAUUAUUAUCUGAUGCUAUUUUAAAUUGUGUUUCAAACAAUGGAUUUUAUGAAGCAUUAUUAGUACUAUUAAUUGAAUCAGAUAAAGAAUUAAUUACAGGAGUUGAUGGGGUUUUAGAUAUGUUAGCACCUCUAAUGUUCUUUGGAGAUUUUACACCAACAAUUCCAAUUAAUGAUGAAUACAAUAAUAAUACAAGAAUAUUAGCAAAUAGAUAUCCUUAUUUCCUUGUAAGAAAUAAAUAUAUUCCAUUAUUUUUACAAAAUUAUUUAUUAAAAACAAAUCGUGAAGAAGGAAAAUUACAUACUAUGAAAAUAAUUGAAAGAAUCUAUCGUGAAAAUCCAAUGAAUUAUUUAGUUUUACAUUCUAUUAAUUAUACACCUAAAUUAUAUUUAAUAUUUGAUCAAGUAUCUCAACCAGUAAGAGAUGUUAUGCUUUCUUUAUGUGUGUAUUUGUCUCGUUGUCAAAAAUUUGUACCAUAUAAAGAAAUUGAAGUUAUUACAACUCAUUUAACAAUUGAUAAAAUUAAUAAACAUCCUGAAUUAGUUAGUGCAUUUGAUUAUUUAACAAAUCAAUUACUUAUAGAUAGUAAAGGAUAUCAAAAAAUAUUUGAACAAACGGGAAUGACUAUUAACGCAAUUACUGUUUUUAUUUAUUUCGCUACUCAUUCAAAUGAAAUAAACCAAAGUUUUGUUUUACAAGGAAUGAUUACUUUAAUUACUCGAUUAAUGAAUCAUUCUGUUAGUAAUUUUACAUUAUUUAAAGAAACUACUGCUAUGACAGCUGCAUUAUCAUUGUUUAAACAAAAUAUUAAUUUAAGAAGGGAUUUAACAAAGUUAUUUACAGCUGUUAUUGAAUAUUAUGACCCAAUUCAAACUACUGAUUUAUUAAAGAAAAUGAUUGAGCCACUUGAAACAGAUCCAUCUCCAAUUAUUUUAUUAAAAUGUGUUUGUGCAAUGUUAUAUAGAAGUUCUGUAGUAAAAGAAUCAUUUAGACAAUUGGGAGGAUUUGAAUUUUAUAAAAGAUUAUAUAAAUAUUGGAAUUGGUCACUUGAAAGUAUUCCAAUAAAUGGAGUAACUGAAGACCGUUAUUCAUUUAUUGAAUAUUGUUUUGUUGCUAUGAUUUAUGCUAUGAAAGGAAGUAAAGAUAAUAGAAAACAUUUUGAUGAAACAUUUAAAAAUGGAGAAUUAAUUCAGUUUAUUCAAAACUCUCCAUUUUUAAAUGAAGAGAAUAAGUGUAAAUAUUCAGAAAGAAUGACAUGUUUAUUAAUUGCAAUAAUCUUUGAAAUUCCUGAUAUUGAUAAAGUUCAAAAUCUUGGAGUAUUUACAAAACCUGUUGGAGGAGUAUUAGUUUAUCAUCCAUUUGUUCUUCACUCAUUAAUUAGAUUAAUACAUUUUGCUUUAAAUGUUAAACAACAACAGCUUGUUCUUAAAUUUUUAACCUUAACAUCAAAAGAAGAUAUUAAUGUUAGAAAAAUGUCAUUUGAACAUAUUACUACAACAUUGAUUAAAGAAUUUAAAGAGGAUAUUACAAAAGAAUCACCUUUACAUAGUACAUUAUUAGAAUUAUUAACUGAAUUAAUUGCAUAUGGUGUAGAACUAGAAGAUGUUUCUGUGUUUAUGAAAUCAUUAAAAAGACAACCUUGUGAUGAAGGUGUACUAAGUUGUUUAUUAAACUCAACAAUCAAGGCAGAUAGGAAUGGGGCAUUAAGUUUUAACACAGCACCAAAUGGGUAUUCUUGUUUAUCUAUUCCAGUUGAUACAACACUAUUUCCAUUACAACAAUGGAGUAUUUCAACAUGGGUAAAUUUACCACCAGUUGUUAGUGAACUAUCUUUAUUUCAAAUUUAUCAAACCAUAAAUGGAACAGAACAAAAUUUUAUGCAAUUAAUUGUGAAUCCAAGUGGGUUAAGAGUUACGUAUGGAUCAAAGGUGGUAUUUGAUAAUAUGCCAUUACCAAGAAAAUGGAAUCAUAUUGUUUUAGUAGGAAAAGGAAAGAAAAUUACAUUAUAUAUUAAUGGAUUAUUAAAAUCAACAGCUAAAUUAAUAAAUUAUAAUCCAACACCAUACCGUUGCGUUAUUGGACAUUCAAAAGAAAAUAAAGUAAUUCCAAAUUCAGUUUUUAAGAUAGGACCAUUGAAAUUGUUAGAAUAUCCAUUUUCUGACCAACAAAUUAGAGAAUUGUAUUUAUUAGGAGAAAUGUACCAAGGAAGUUUCCAAACGAUUGAUUAUUCAAGAUAUGAAGUCUUACCAAAUUAUGAUUCAAAUGAUGUCAAUGUAAUUCAAAGCUUUACUGAUAUUAAGUCAUUAACAUAUUCAACAUUUAAUUUAAAUAUUCCAGAACAAUCUAUUAUUAUUAAUACAGAUCGUAUAUUAACUCCUUAUGCUUUAAAUUCAUGUGUUGCAUUUGGAACAGUAAAUUUAGCAUCUCCUCAUGAUAUUACAGAUGGAAUUUAUAAAGUGGGGGGAAUUGCAUUAUUAUUGGCAUUAAUAUUAAAAUCAGAUACAAAAAUAAAAUUUGAUUUAUCAUUAAAAUUACUUCUUCAUUCAUUAAGAAAGUCAGAAGAUCUUUUUGAAGAAAUGAAACAAUAUCAUGGUUUUGAUUUAUUAAACCUUUUUAUUUAUCGAAAACCUUCUUUAGUUACAACAGAAUCUAUUAUGACAUUAUUGCUACUUUCUGGUGUUGAUCCUACAAAGAAAGAUUCUGCUGUAAUUUCUUCACCAGAUGUAUUUGAUAUAUUAAUAUUAGACUUUUCAUUAUUUCAUAGAAUGGAAGAUCCACAAACAACAUUUUUAUUUAUUCUUCAAUCAUUUGUUUCAUUAAUUUAUAACAAUAAAUAUGCACAAACUAAUAUUAAUAUUUUACGUUCUUUACAUUUCUUAUCUAGGUUAAUUGAUUUAUUCCAAGAUGAUACUAUUGAUGAUGGGGUUAUUCAAAUUAUUAUCAACUUGUUACAAUAUUUCUUACUUCAUAGUUGUACUGGUGAUGAUUUAAAGUUAUUAGUUAGGUUAUUAAUUCAUUUUAUUUCUAUAAUGGAUGACAAACAAUCAACUUCACUUCUAAUUCAAAAAUCAGAAUUAAGGUGCAUUUCUUUAAUAAAAUUAAUCAAUUUCUUAUCAACUAAUUUGAAAGAUAAAACAACGUUAUUAUCAAUAUUUACACCAAGUAUUUUAUUUCAUAUGUUAUCACUUCAGUCAUUACCAAUAAAUAUUGUUAUUGCUGUUAUGAAAUUAUGUGCAUCAUUCAUGGCUGUUGGUUCUCAAACAAAACAACUUUUUGUAAAUCAAUUUAAUAAAGAAAAAGGAAUUGUAUUCAUUAACUUUCAAUUACCACAUUGUACUGAAUCAAUAGAUGUUGUUUAUGUGUUAUUAGCUUUAAUUACAUGUCAAGUUGUUCCUGAUAUUGUUUCUGAUUCAUUCGAACAAUAUAAAAAAAUGCCAUUUUCAUCAGUUUCAAUACAAUCACCAGAGUAUAUAUCAUCAUUAUUGAAAUUACUUAGAUUUCAAAUUGUUCAGUUUCAAGUUGCUACAAGUUCAACGGUUGAUAUAAUGAAUUUAGUUCAAUUUACUGGAAGUGUAAUCAGAACAUUAAUGGAACAACAAGAAAUAACUAGUUAUGUAUUUAGUGAAUGUUUAAAUGAUUAUAUAUCAAUAUUAGUUGAUAAAAAUGGUUAUUUCAAAAUGGGUCAUCCACUUGAACCAUUAUUCCAAAGACAUAUUGUUGCUUUAGGAAUGCUUUUGCUUUCCAAAUGGUUCAAAUUGGAAAUAAGAUAUUGUACCACAUGA
This is a messenger RNA of Entamoeba dispar SAW760, 4524 nucleotides long. RefSeq lists its product as uncharacterized. Lineage: Eukaryota; Evosea; Mastigamoebida; Endamoebidae. The transcript has a single exon. The coding region runs from base 1 to 4524 and encodes 1507 amino acids. The record is from RefSeq and is a predicted model, not a curated record.